Sarcophilus harrisii (Tasmanian devil) is the source of this 9162-nucleotide messenger RNA. RefSeq names its product regulation of nuclear pre-mRNA domain containing 2 (gene RPRD2). The record is from RefSeq and is a predicted model, not a curated record. NCBI's taxonomy places the organism in Eukaryota, Metazoa, Chordata, Mammalia, Dasyuromorphia, Dasyuridae. The coding region runs from base 1219 to 5589 and encodes 1456 amino acids. The transcript is spliced from 11 exons. Gene Ontology annotation, molecular function: RNA polymerase II C-terminal domain binding. Gene Ontology annotation, cellular component: RNA polymerase II, holoenzyme. Gene Ontology annotation, biological process: mRNA 3'-end processing.
UAUUUGUUACUACUCUUUACGGUUUCCCCCUACGUGGUCUGAACGGUCAGGUGGCCCCGAAUGGUUUCUCCCGAGGUGGAGUUGCAGAGAGAGGAGCGAGAAAAACCGUUCCCUUCAGGAGUCUGCGCAGUUCAUGUCUUACUGUAGUUGGCGCAUGCGCGUCUUCUGAGGCGCUGCAAGAUGGCGGCAGGCCGCUUCGUCCCGAUUCGGUGCUCCGGAGAGUUAGCGGAAGCGAGGGCUGCAGUCGCCCGGGAAUAACAGUAGCUGCUUCGCAGUGGGAAUUCCCUGGCCCUUUUCCGUGAGCAGAACGACAUCAAGAGAGACCUUGAGGCCCCGAGAUCCAAAGGGAGAGGGCAAAGCGGGCCCCUCCCCCAAACCUCCCCACAGAUCGGCCGACUCUCUCUCCCCCCUCCCUUUUUUCCCAGCGCUCAACACGCGAGUUUGUGACACAGGCGCAGAAGGAGUCGGAGGGGGCCCUUUGCUCUCGCGCGUGUGCGGACUUCAGCGCGCGCUUUCCGUCUAUCGAUCUUGAUUGGUCUAAGUGGAUCGCCUCCACUCCUCCCCUUCCCUCUAGAUUGAAGAGGAAGGGGAGGCGGGGCUGGGUGGCGCAUGCGCAGCAACCUUACUGUCGCUGUUGCGUUGCAAAAAAAAUUUCUGGCUGGGUAGUCUGGUGGCUCUCGUGCGAGGGCUGCGAGGGGUUUGAGAAAGUGUUACGGAGGGAAGGGGGUGGGGGUGAGGAGUCGGGUAGUGUUUAGGCGCCCGACACAACUCCCAUCCCCCGUCCCACGGGACUCCCUGGUUCUGGUUGGGAGAGGGGCUAUGAGUGCAAGGUGCCGGUCAGGCCCCUGCUAGAAGCAGGGUCCCUGCGUUCCAAAACGCUUGCCACUCGGGCCAGAGGUUUAGAAGGGCAUUGCUCUAGGCCUUGUACGCCCCUGCCCUCUAAGCGAACCACCUCUGGUCCCGGACUGGUUUAAACACUACAUCCGAUUCCAAACUGAUCAAAGUGCAAGACUAGCUGCUUCCUCGGCCGCCCCCUCUGAGCGCCUCGGGGCCGCCUCCGGCGCCGGCCCUCCCGCCCCCACCGCCAGCCCAGCCGAGCGCGUGCACCCGCUUUCUCUUUCCCUCUCAGCCCCCAGCUUGCACGCACCCGCAGUGAUUGUUUUGCCCGCUCCCGCCGCCGCCGCAGGAGGAGCAGCAGCGCUUGUGCAAGGGGGAAAGAUGGCGGCCGGCGGCGGCGGCGGAGGCGGCGGCAGCAAGGCCUCCUCGUCGGCUGGGGCCCUGGAAUCUUCGCUGGAUCGCAAAUUCCAGUCGGUGACCAACACGAUGGAAUCCAUCCAGGGCCUGUCGUCAUGGUGCAUCGAGAACAAGAAGCACCACAGCACCAUCGUCUACCACUGGAUGAAGUGGCUCCGCAGAUCUGCCUUUCCACACCGACUGAAUCUUUUUUACCUGGCCAAUGAUGUUAUACAGAACUGUAAACGGAAAAAUGCAAUCAUAUUCCGCGAAUCAUUUGCUGAAGUGCUUCCUGAAGCUGCCUCUCUGGUGAAGGAUCCAUCUGUCUCUAAGUCUGUAGAAAGAAUUUUUAAAAUCUGGGAAGAGAGAAAUGUAUACCCUGAAGAAACAAUUGUGGUACUAAAAGAAGCUUUGAGUACCACUUUCAAAACUCAGAAGCAGCUGAAAGAAAAUCUGAACAAACAACCGAAUAAGCUGUGGAAGAAAUCACAAACCUCUACCAACCCUAAAGCUGCUCUCAAGUCUAAAAUAGUCGCCGAAUUUCGAUCUCAGGCUCUCAUUGAUGAACUGCUGCUGUACAAACGUUCUGAGGACCAGAUUGAACUAAAGGAGAAGCAGCUGGCCACUAUGCGAGUAGAUGUGUGCAGUACAGAGACUCUUAAGUGCUUAAAAGAUAAAACUGGUGGGAAAAAGUUUUCCAAAGAAUUUGAAGAGGCAAGCUCCAAGCUGGAAGAAUUUGUGAAUGGCUUAGACAAGCAGGUGAAGAAUGGGCCCUCACUGACAGAGGCACUGGAGAAUGCUGGAAUUUUCUAUGAAGCUCAAUACAAGGAAGUCAAAGUGGUGGCCAAUGCAUAUAAAACCUUUGCUAACAGAGUGAACAAUUUAAAGAAGAAACUGGAUCAACUCAAGUCAACUUUGCCUGAUCCUGAAGAAUCUCCAGUCCCUUCACCAAGCAUGGAUGCUCCCUCACCAACUGGUUCUGAGUCCCCUUUCCAGGGAAUGGGAGGAGAGGAGUCCCAAUCACCAGCUGUGGAGAGUGAGAAAUCGGCCACACCUGAGCCUGCUACAGAUAACCGGGAUGUAGAAGACAUGGAACUUUCAGAUGUGGAAGAUGAUACAUCAAAAAUCAUUGUGGAGGACAGGAAAGAAAAACCUGUUGAGAAGCCAGCUAUAUCCACGUCUGCACCCACUAAACUAACAGAAAGUAUCCCUAAAGCAGCACCGUGUACCACGGCUUCUGUGGCUGUGACAUCAACUCCGCCACCACCAAAACCCAUGAGCACAUCAGUUCUUCCCCCUUCCCCCGCCUUGGCUUUGCCGAAUCUAGCCAAUGUGGAUCUUGCAAAAAUCAGUUCCAUCCUUAGCAGUCUGACAUCUGUCAUGAAGAAUACAGGGGUCAGUCCUGCAUCAAGACCAUCUCCAGGUACUCCUACGAGUCCCACUCACCUCCCAGGCAACCUGAAAGCUCCUGUUCCUGCUACUACAACAUCUCACAAUCCUCUGGCAAACAUCCUCUCCAAGGUGGAAAUCACCCCGGAGAGCAUUCUCUCUGCCCUUUCCAAAACGCAGACACAGGCAGCCCCUGCGCUACAAGGCCUGUCAUCCUUACUUCAGAGUGUUACUGGGAACCCAGUUGCUUCAAGUGAAGCUGCAUCCCAGAGCACUUCAUCUUCCCCAGCCAACACCAGCAUCUCCAGCAUGAAAGGGAGGAGUCUGCCCUCUAAUACACAGUCCUUUAUGCCCAAAAGCUUUGGCUACUCUCCUAACUCUUCAACUUCUGAAGUUUCUUCCACUUCAGUUAGCAAGGUCCCCAUAGGACACAAUCCAGGGCUCCCAACCUCGAGUUUUAAGCCACCAUCCAACUCGCUGGGAUUCUCUGCUUCCCACAGUGCAAAUCCUGCUCUUCCAUCCACUGAGCCUGCUCUGGGGCAGUCCUCCGAGAUCUCCAAGCCAAAGCUAGAAUCAGAGCCCACCUCCCCGAGCUUAGAGAUGAAGAUCCACAACUUUUUGAAAGGUAACCCUGGCUUCAGUGGGUUGAAUCUAAACAUCCCAAUCCUCAGCAGCUUGGGGGCAAACAUCCCAGCUGAGAGCCAUCCAUCAGACUUUCAGCGAGGUCCCACAAGCACUUCCAUGGACAAUAUCGAUGGGACUCCUGUCCGGGAUGAACGGAGUGGAACUCCUACCCAGGAUGAAAUGAUGGACAAACCGACAUCCAGUAAUGUCGAUACUAUGUCCUUGCUGUCCAAAAUCAUUAGUCCUGGCUCUUCGACACCCAGCAGUACGCGAUCACCACCCCCUGGGAGGGAGGAUAGCUAUUCUCAGGAGCUAUCUAAUUCUGUAUCUUCCUAUCGGCCUUUUGGCCUGGGCAGUGAAUCCCCUUACAAGCAAGCAUCUGAUGGAAUGGAGAGACCCUCCUCACUCAUGGACUCACCACAGGAAAAGUUCUAUCCAGAUACCUCUUUCCAGGAGGAUGAGGAUUACAGAGAUUUUGAAUACUCAGGUCCCCCUCCAUCAGCUAUGAUGAAUCUAGAGAAGAAACCAGCUAAGUCGAUCCUAAAAGCAAGCAAGCUUUCUGAUAGCGACUACCAGCCCAUCAUGUCCAGCUACAGCCACAGGACCCAGGAGUUUGGCGUGAAGUCUGCCUUCCCUCCAGCAAUGAGGGCUCUCCUGGACCCAAGUGAGAGUUGUGACCACCUGGCCGCCUCUCCAGGCCUGUACAGCACCUAUAACCUGAGAGGCAGCGAGUCCAGCUCCGAGCGGUCACCCUCGCCGAGUAAAAACGACACCUUUUUCUCUCCCGACUCCAACCACACGAGCCUCUCUCAGACUGCCACCACACACCUCGGCCUGCCCCAGAAGCAGUACCCGGACUCCCCUCACUCCAUCCCCCACCGCUCCCUGUUCUCCCCACAGAGCACCCUGGCCACUCCCACAGGCCGCCCAGCCGCUUCGGGCGUGGACAAAGUCCUGGCCUCCACCAUUUCCACCACUUCAACAAUUGAGUUUAAAAAUAUGCUCAAAAAUGCCUCCCGCAAACCCUCUGAGGAUAAGCAUUUUGGCCAGGCCCCUGGCAAGGGGAACACGAGUGACGGGGUCGGGCUCACUGGCCUCGUUCAGCCCAGUCUGAGCUCCAGCGAUCAGCAGCAGCCGCAGCCAGAGGAGCACUACCGCAUAGAAACCCGGGUCUCCUCUUCCUGCUUAGACUUACCCGAUAGUACUGAGGAGAAGGGGGCCCCCAUAGAGACCUUGGGUUACCAUAACGCCUCCAACAGGAGGAUGUCAGGGGAGCCAAUCCAGACAGUAGAGUCCAUCCGGGUGCUGGGGAAAGGGAAUAGAGGACAUGGGCGUGAGCCUUCCAGGGUGGGUUGGUUUGAGCUGAGCCCCUCCGGCAGCUCCUUUGACAAUGGCCCCUCGAGUGCCUCUGAGCUGGCCCCCCUCGGGGGUGGGAGUGGAGGGGGGCUCUCUGGCUUCAAAGCAGCGGCCUACAAGGAGCGGGCACCCUCAUUUCAGGAAAGCGUCAGCUUUCGCUCCAGCAACUUCAACUCUACUUUUGAACACCAUCUUCCCCCGCCUCCCUUGGAGCAUGGGGCACCCUUCCAGAGAGAGCCCAUGGGGCCAUCAUCUGCCCCCCCUGUUCCUUCUAAGGAGCAUGGUGGGCUCUUCUCUCGGGAUACUCCCAGCCACUUGACCUCUGUGGAUCUUUCGAACCCCUUCACCAAGGAAGCAGCCCUAGCCCAUGGUGCCCCACCCCCUCCUCCUGGGGAUCAUAGUGGGGUUCCUUUCUCUACUCCGCCUCCUCCCCCACCCCCGGGGGAGCACAGUGGCAGUGGUGGCGGUGGUGGUCCUUUCUCUAACCCUCCCCCUCCUCCUCCCCCUGUCGACCACUCGGGGGUGGUCUCCUUCCAAGCCCCACCCCUGGCAGAGCACAGUGGAGUGCCGGGGCCUGUCGCAGUGUUCUCCAAGGAGCAUAGCUCUCUCCUCCAAGGCAAUCUAGCUGAGCAUUUUGGUGUGCUCCCAGGACCCCGGGACCCCACACAGAGGGACCUCAACGGCCCUGGCCUCAACCGUGUGCGUGAGGGCCUAAACCUGCCCACACAUUCUCGGGAGCACCUAGGCCCAAGCCACGGAGGAGGUGGGGGGGGCGGCAGCAGCAGUGGCCCUGCAUUGGGUCCCCCACACAGAGACACCAUCAGCCGGAGUGGAAUGGUCUUACGGAACCCCCGGCCGGACUUUCGGCCUCGGGAAUCUUUUCUCAACAGAGACCCGUUUCACAGCUUAAAGAGGCCCAGGCCACCUUUUGCUAGGGGCCCUCCGUUCUUUGCACCAAAACGCCCAUUCUUCCCUCCCAGGUACUGAUGGAGACCAAGGGAAAGCAUUUUGAACACUCUAGAGAGCAUUGGAAGUAGGUUUUUUUGGUUUGUGCUUUUUUGUUUUUGUUGGGUUUUUUUUUUUGUUUGUUUUGUUUUGUUUUUCCUUCUGUCUCAUCCCCCCCCUUUUUUUUAUUGUGAUAAAGGCCCCCUCCCCCCAUGUCACCUUCCUAAAUUAAAAGAAAUCUCUGCUUGCACUUCCCAACUCUACUAGACUUUCUAUCUUCUCUUACCAGCCUCCCACCCUCAUUUAUUUUUGUAGGGAUUAUAUGUAUAUGUAUAUAUAUGUGUGGGUGGCUGUGUAUGCAUAUACACAUACACACCCCACACACACACAUACACACACACACACACACACACACACACAGCCAUUCACUUUGGUUGUAGGUCAUGGGGCAGCAGAAGAAAAAGCAAACAAAAUCUGUUCAAACCCCAUUUUCUGAAGAGUAUUGCCAUUUAAAUAAAACUUCCAAUAGUACAGAUAAUGAUAUGUGCGAUGUUGGGGUGUUAUUUGGGGCUUGACUUAUCAUGUGGUCAACUGAUGGAUUCCAUCCUUCCCUUUUUCCCCUCACCUCAUAAACAGCACUGCUAUCUAUAAUCAGCUUAGUUGUCUCCACUAUGGCCGUCUGUGUCCUGCUGAUGAUAGUUGAAGGGAACAACUUGGGAAGAAAUAGGAAGUUUUGGUUAUGGUAGUUUUUUUGUUUUUGUUUUAAGACACAUUUAAGUUUCUGAGCACAUAUGUAUCAUUGCUCAUCUCUUCUCUCCUAAAGUCAAAUUUUAAAAUUCAGACAUCCUUCCCAAAUAGUUUUACAAGUAAUCUUUGGGACAGAAUGAACAUCCUUCUCCCCCUCUCCCCCAAUCUUAAAAUUCUCAUUUAUGGAAAUGCUAGAGAAAGGUAUUUUCUAGCUAGGUAAAAAUAGAGGUUGAUGAUAGAUAAUCUAUAUAAAGUGUGAAGUAAAGCAGUUGGUGUGACAUAUUUCUGUUCUUCAUAAACACGUUUAGGGAUGGGACCAGGAUCAUAAGUGACUGCUAUUCACAAGUUUGCACUUAGGUCUUUGCCUCUGCUUCCAUAUCUUUUUCUUUACCGUUUCCCUUUGUUUCUACUCUUGGUUUGUCCAAAAAGAAAAUCACACAACUGAGAUCUAGUCAUAUGGAAACAAAUGCUUCUCAAAUUGGGGAGGGUUUGUCCUUUGUCUCCAGGCCACUGCCCCAGACAUUUCUGUACUCAGAAUUUGGACUUCUUGAGUUACUGUUUCUGGUAUCUAGAAAACAAUUUUUUCUCUGGGAUGUCAGCAGUCUAUCACAAUGAUUGACUAGGAGAGGGGGGAAAUGUUUUGUUUCCCCUUUGCAUCCCACAAGUUUCUAAAUAAAAAUCUAGCAUUUUUUAAUUGCUAUAUAUACUUGGGAUGUAUAAUUUCUUACUCCAUAAGAGAAAUGUGGAUAGAAGAGGACCUGAUGGAUCUUAAUUUCUAGGAUUCAUGUACAGCAAUCCUCAAUCUCCAGGCAGGAAGAAAAGGUCUAUCCCUGCCCUCAAAGGGACCUAAUUGCUGUAAAAGCUUGAGGAAAACAAGGGUGAAAUUGUCAUUUGUCUCCACUCUCAGUUGAGCCCUUGCGUUGCUACUGUUUCCUUUGUCUUUGUGAUUUUGUGUUUUUUCCUGCCCUCCUUUUUUCCCUUCCCUCCCUCCCAACAUAUACACCCGAUAUGGAAAUGGCCUUGUGAGAAUUUCCAACUGGGUAAUUGAAAUAGUAUCUGCUGAGGUCGUCAAUAGCUCCAUCAGGUUUCUUGUACUUUCUUCCCAGGCCAGGAAAGAGGAAUGGGAUCAGAAAACUGAGACUUGCUGAAUGGAGGGCAGUUGGAUUGAGGGGGUGGGGGGAGGGGGAGAUUGAUGUUUGGCAGGGGGUGGUGAACAGUGGAGAGAUAAUAGAAGGUAUGGUUCUCUGUCUUGUUAGAGCAAGCUUACUUUGGUAUUAAAGAAAGGAAACCAUGUUUAAGCCUUUCAGAGUGUUUGAUGUAACUUAUUCCACAUUAUUUAUUUGAGCUUAGAGGUUCAUGUCUUGUGUAGUUAGGGUGCUAAAAAAAAAAAAAAUCCAUCUGCCUAAUGUGUGUCUUUAGCCCAACUCUUCUCCCUUUUACUGAUUCUCCAAGGUUCCCUGCAGCUCCCUACAUUCAUGCACAGUCUUGUGGGAAUGGCUGGGUUAGUAAGCAAAGAAGCAGUUCAGUAACAUUGAGCCCUAAAAUGUUGGGGGAGUUAAUAUGAUUACUGAAUACUGAAAUAGACUUCCUUUGGGGGAAGGGAGGAAGAGAGAAGGGAUGUGUUUCCCUUUGGAAUAUAAGAAUGUGAAUUAUUUCUGCUGCUCUUUGCUUAAACUAUAUGUGGUGUUUACUUGAAAAAGCUCUCUCACCAUUUGAUUUCAUCAGAAGAUGGCCUGAAAGGUGCCCAAAAAGUAGACUCCUGAAUGUUUGAGGGUUUAUGGGUUUGUUUGUUUGGGGGGGAGGGGGGAGGUUUUCAUUAAAGCAUGAUGGUUAAUGCCUAAAAGGAAAACUUUGUUGUACAGUUUAAAAGACAGAAUUUUGGAGGCUUUUUUUAAAGCCAGAAAAUAUUACAUAUUUGUGUUUGAGGAUGGAGGUGAGAGUUAGUAACUUAACUCUCAGCUGUUAACUUCAAAGAAAACUAUCUACAACGGUAAUAGAAGAUACCCGUGUAUAUAUAUAUGUAUGUUAAGACAAGAAAAGAGGGGGGGGAAAAACCAUUUCUGGUAUACAUAACAUGAACUGAGAGAUUUUAGUCUUUCUGUGUCUGUGAUUUAAACCUCUUUGACCAUGCUCUGACUUUUGUAUUUUACCUUGAGUUUAAAAAAUUAACAAUAAACAAAAUAUUUUUACACAACAUCGUGUGUCUUGACACAGACAUGAUUAUCAUAAAAGGAAAGAAAAGUCAUUGCUGAAAUCCUUACUGCUCACUGUGAAAUCACAGACAGAGAACUGGGGGACAGGGAAGGGGAAGGGAAGGGAAGGGAGUGAGAUUACACUGGCACCGCUUUAAGCUUUGUGAAUAGAAUCAGAUGAAGAGAUCCUAAACAUUGGCAAAAGUUUGGUGUUUUUGUCACUACAAAAUCUGCUUAUCUGGGGCCCAUUUCUCUGAGUCCUAAUCUUCUGCCUCUUAGACUGCCCUCCAAGUGAGGACUGCAGUAUGGAGGUGAAUGUAUGGGGAGGCAAAAAGGCAUCUAGAUAAUGUGAAUACGCUUUGCUUUCUAAUUCUAAAAGACUUGGUCCUAUUAUGAAGUUGCUGGUUUAUGCAGAAUUAAGCUGCAGCUGUUAUUGUUUUGAAACCGCUGUAAAUGACUGCUUUACUUUUUUUUCUUUCUCUUUUUUUGGAGGGUGGGGUGGGUAGGGGUGGGAAGGGGGAGUGCCUGUUAAGCUUAAAAAUAGAUAUGUUGGAUUGAUAGUCUCACGUGUUCGGUGUGGAAAACUAAAGUACCUGCAUUUAAAGGUAACAACAAUGAAACUGCAGAUCCUUUGAAAUGUAUAUUGAUAACAUUUAAUAAAAUAACUAGUUCUAAA